AUGGCAUGGGAUUGCGCGAUCCCCCCUGAUACCCGUGGCGAUGUGCUAGUACAAUGGUGCCUAGAUAAUGACUGCGUUAUUCACAACACUGGAGAUUGCACUCGCCACACCACACGCCAUGGCCCGUCCGCGCCAGAUGUGACAAUAUCCCGAGAAUGCCGUCUAGAGUCAUGGACGGCAUUCUUCUCCCUGAACAGCGAUCAUUACAUCAUCCUCUUCGACGUAGUAGUGGUAGGAGAUGAUGAUGAACCACUGCGGUUCCCUCGCCCUCGUGCACCCAUUUAUGCAUGUAAGAAGGCGAAAUGGUCUCGAUUUGGACAAAUAUCAAACGCACAGUGCAAUAAACGCCUUAAAGAGAAACAGAGCGUUCACAAGAGAGAACGCCUACUGACCUCCGCCAUCCGUAUCGCAACAGCUGCGUCGGUUCCACGCGGGGGUGGAGAUACUACUCCUUUUUUGGACUCCAGAAUUAGAGGAAAUAGAAAAGAAGAUUUACAGCUGCAGACCCUCAGUCUCCAGAGACAGACUGGGAGCUCGCAGAAGAGAAAUGCUACGACAAGCUUCCCAUAG
Messenger RNA from Trypanosoma theileri, 570 nucleotides. Its product is annotated as Tbingi protein. Bases 1 to 570 code for a protein of 189 amino acids. NCBI's taxonomy places the organism in Eukaryota, Euglenozoa, Kinetoplastea, Trypanosomatida, Trypanosomatidae. The transcript has a single exon. The record is from RefSeq and is a predicted model, not a curated record.